Molecule: messenger RNA, 690 nt
Organism: Lathyrus sativus (Indian pea)
Lineage: Eukaryota; Viridiplantae; Streptophyta; Magnoliopsida; Fabales; Fabaceae
Source: the annotation of a GenBank genome assembly
AUGGAGAGUUGGUUCUCAUCUUCAACCUCACCCAGCGACGAUCAGCAGAAACCAGCUUCCUCUUCUUCUUCAUCUUCCUUGCUUGCAGAUUGGAACUCAUACGCUACAUCUCAACAGGAGCAAGACCCUUCCAAUUCCGCCAUCAGCUUCGAUCUGGAAUCCGCUGUUAGAUCUGCUAACAACACUGUCACUGGCACUUUCAGCGUGGUUUCUAAAAGUGUGAGAGAUAUACCUGGAAACUUCUCAUCUGCGACUAGCAAUGUUCCUUCUGGAAAAGCUCUCCUGUAUUUUGGUUUAUUUCUAGCCAGCGGUGUCUUCUUCAUUUUCAUUGCAUUUACCUUGUUCCUGCCUAUCAUGGUGGUUAUGCCCCAAAAGUUUGCUAUAUGCUUUACGCUUGGGUGUGGGUUUAUUAUCGGGUCGUUCUUUGCUCUAAAAGGGCCAAAGAAUCAGCUUUCUCACAUGAUUUCGAAGGAGAGGCUCCCAUUCACACUGGGGUUUUUAUGCAGUAUGGUUGGCACCAUUUACGUAUCUAUGGUGUUACAUAGCUACAUUCUCUCUGUUGUAUUCUCUGUUGUACAGGUUCUUUCACUUGGAUACUAUGCUAUAUCAUAUUUUCCUGGUGGAUCUGCUGGAAUGAGAUUUCUCACUUCUGCUUUAACAUCCAGAAUAAUGACUUGUUUUGGGAGGUGA